UGCAAAAGCACUCCGUUGCGACCUCUUGGCCAUCUGACGUACUUUCCAGGGCUGGUAUAUAUUAAUUCACGUCGUCAGCAGACGUUUAUGAUCCACAGAACAAGUAAAGUACUGUUCCAGUUUGUUCGGCAUCAUGGUCCCCUUUUAUGAUGGACUGGUGCAAAGGACCUUUGUAGUCCAACAAGACUGAGUUUUACUCUCCUCGUCAGAGAUUACAUUUUUUUCUUUUCGCGAAAUGGAAAAUACAAGCAACACUACCUAUUCGGAAAGCCCCCAGGAAAAGGGAAACAAGACUGCGCAAGAAGACUUGGUACUAAGUUAUCAGAUCGUCACUUCUUUGUUUUUGGGAGUUCUAAUACUUUGUUCGAUUGUAGGCAAUGCCUGCGUGAUCGCCGCUAUAGCACUGGAAAGGUCUCUUCAGAAUGUUGCCAACUAUUUGAUAGGGUCCCUAGCUGUCACGGACUUAAUGGUGUCAGUUCUGGUUCUCCCCAUGGCGGCUCUUUAUCAAGUCUUGAACAAGUGGACACUUGGACAGGUAACGUGUGAUAUUUUCAAUUCGUUAGACGUGUUGUGCUGCACAUCAUCUAUUCUUCACUUGUGCGCGAUCGCUUUGGACAGGUACUGGGCAAUCACGGACCCUAUAGACUAUGUAAACAAAAGGACUCCGAGGCGAGCGGCAGUUUUAAUUAGCCUGACUUGGCUCGUAGGCUUUUUAAUAUCAAUUCCUCCGAUGUUGGGCUGGAGAACCCCGGAGGACAGAGCUGACCCUGAUGCUUGCACAAUUAGCAAAGAUCAUGGCUAUACAAUCUAUUCCACAUUCGGGGCUUUUUAUAUCCCCUUGAUAUUAAUGCUGGUCCUCUACGGGAGAAUAUUUAAAGCAGCCAGAUUUCGUAUUCGCAAAACCGUAAAAAAGACGGAGAAAAAGAAGGUGGCAGACACAUGCUUAUCAGUUUCCCCGGUGCCGUUUCAUAAAAAGCAUAACGGCGAGGCAGCCAAAAACUGGAAGCGAAGUGUGGAACCUAAACCAAGCUCUUGUGCCAACGGGGCGAUUAGACACGGAGAAGACGGGGCUGCGCUGGAAAUUAUUGAAGUUCAUCAAAAUAACUCCAAGAAUCACCUGCAUUUGCCCAACACACCGACUGCUCCUUGCUUCGAUAACAAGAAUGAGAAGAAUAUCGAGUCUAAAAGGAAAAUGGCUCUAGCGAGAGAGCGCAAAACAGUUAAGACUUUGGGCAUUAUAAUGGGGACCUUCAUAUUCUGUUGGCUGCCUUUCUUUAUCGUGGCGCUGGUAUUGCCGUUUUGUGAGGAAAGAUGCUACAUGCCAGUCUGGCUCAGCGCGGUGAUCAACUGGCUUGGUUAUUCAAACUCACUGUUGAAUCCUAUCAUCUACGCCUAUUUCAACAAAGAUUUCCAAAGUGCUUUUAAGAAAAUUAUUAAAUGUAAGUUUUGCAGACAAUAGCAAGUGAAGCAUAACACAGACGAACGAACUUAUACUUGUCACUCUUCCUGAACACCUCUAAUACAAUCAUGUAUUAAUGUUGCUUGCAUUUAGAUGUGACAUUUUAUAUUUAAGCGACGGAAUGAAAUUUUAUUUUCUAUUUUUUUAAGGCUGCAUCUCUCUUUUUUUAAGGCUGCGUUUUCUCUUACGUUUAAUUCUUUUUCACCUGAUGAAUUUACUUUAAUCCGGACUGACCUGCAAUGGGAGUUUUAGACUUCCAAACCUUGCUGCGGUAAAACGAAAAAUGACAAGAUAGCAUCCUAUCAAGCUAAAUCAGUUUUAGAAUCGUAGCGAGUCCGAGUCCUUCCACGUAUAACUUGCACAAGGCAAGGACCAACCCUGGAAGGGACGCCAGGACAUCGCAGAGCACAUCACACCAUGGGAAUUGCCGACGUUGCUGAAAUUCAGUUGGAGCAUGCAUAUGGACACAUCGAGGUAUACUGCCCAGCAUUUCCAGUUUAUCUCCACGCAGGUGUAUCAUUUUGUGUGUGCGUGUGUGUGUGGAUUUCUAAAAUGUAAGAAUUUUCGUGGGUCUACGGUUUUGUUAAGUUAACCCUGUGCUUUCAGUUAACCACUUGGGUUCUUCAGUUGUUCUGAUUAAAUAAACCAUCCCAUGACGAAACAGUG
Molecule: messenger RNA, 2125 nt
Organism: Polypterus senegalus (gray bichir)
Lineage: Eukaryota; Metazoa; Chordata; Cladistia; Polypteriformes; Polypteridae
Gene: htr1aa
Product: 5-hydroxytryptamine (serotonin) receptor 1A a
Exons: 1
Coding region: 236-1459 (407 amino acids)
Biological process (GO): regulation of hormone secretion; regulation of vasoconstriction; regulation of behavior
Cellular component (GO): plasma membrane
Molecular function (GO): G protein-coupled serotonin receptor activity
Source: RefSeq, a predicted model, not a curated record